Molecule: messenger RNA, 2046 nt
Organism: Coregonus clupeaformis (lake whitefish)
Lineage: Eukaryota; Metazoa; Chordata; Actinopteri; Salmoniformes; Salmonidae
Product: SPRY domain-containing SOCS box protein 4-like
Exons: 2
Coding region: 26-886 (286 amino acids)
Biological process (GO): proteasome-mediated ubiquitin-dependent protein catabolic process
Cellular component (GO): SCF ubiquitin ligase complex
Molecular function (GO): protein binding
Source: RefSeq, a predicted model, not a curated record
CCACACCCCCCUUCUCGCCGACACCAUGGGUCAGAAGAUCUCUGGCGGCGUCAAGUCAGUGGACAGUCGUGGCGAGGGUGGCUCGCCCUCCUUCCGCCCGUCGGCCCAUCGCCGGCACCUCCACCCCGAGCUGCGGGGCCCUGACUUCUACAAGCCGCCGCGGCUGGACCUGCUGCUGGACAUGCCGCCCGCGCCCCCCGACCUCCAGCUCCGCCAUGCCUGGAACCCGGAGGACCGCUCGCUCAACGUUUUCAUCAAGGAGGAGGACAAACUGACCUUCCACCGCCAUCCUGUAGCGCAGAGCACCGACUGCAUCCGUGGCAGGGUGGGCUACACGCGGGGGCUCCAUGUCUGGCGGAUCCACUGGCCGGCGAGACAGCGAGGGACACACGCCGUUGUGGGAGUAGCCACAGCCGACGCCCCCUUACACUCGGUCGGCUACACAGCACUAGUGGGCAGUGAUUUAGAGUCCUGGGGGUGGGACUUGGGCAGGAACCGACUGUACCACGAUAGUAAGAACCGGGCCCAGGCUUCCCUACCUUCGUAUCCGUGUUUCUUAGAGCCCGAGGAGGCUUUCGUAUUGCCGGACGCUCUUCUAGUGGUGUUGGAUAUGGACGAGGGCACGUUGAGUUUCAUGGUGGACGGACAGUACCUGGGUGUGGCAUUCAGAGGCCUGAAGGGGAAGAAGCUGUACCCCAUCGUCAGCGCCGUGUGGGGCCACUGUGAGAUCAGCAUGAGAUAUGCCAACGGACUGGAUCCGGAACCCCUCCCCCUGAUGGACCUGUGUCGUCGGGCCGCCCGGGUAGCGUUGGGCCGAGAGCGCCUCCAGGAGAUCGAGUCCCUGCCCUUACCCCAGUCUCUCAAGAAUUACCUGCAGUACCAAUGAGCAAAUACGCUCCACCAACUGGGACCAUCCGGACGGAAACCAUGGCGAACUAAGUGUGACAGAAGAUAGACAGAAUGAGAGGGGGGCCAAAUUAACAACGGCGGAUGCCGGAAGCGGAAUGUUUACAUUGUAGGCCAUAGCUCUGCGAUGAAUAGAUGGACACUUGAGUUCAGAUUUUUGACCCAGAGGAUGAUGGAUACUUUAGUUUGGGGUUUUGGACUUUUACAAUUAUUGAUCACUGUAGCUCUCUUCCAAUGAAGCCCCUAUUUCAUGAAAUGGUAUGGUCCAUGGUCACUUUGAGGUUUGGCCAUAGUGGGGGUGUUAGGAGACUACUGCCAUCUGCUGGUUUGAGUGAGAACUGCACCUACAAAGCACACACUAAAUACCCCGGGAGGCCUUUGAAAUCAUCAUAUCACUGCUACUGGAUACUCUAUACUCAAGGACUCCUACAAUGUCCAGUCCAGUCGGCAGGCAGACACAGGACUUUUCUACAGGGCUCAGAUGUGUUUCGGUCCAUUUCCAGUUCAAUCUGGCCUGGAGCCCACUGUAGCUCACUGGUAACAUACAAUAUCUGCCCCGCUGUCUUAAAGGACUUAUUAAAGGACUAUGCCAGUUCUGGACUUUUUUUUCUCGAUCUACGUCAAGUAAUGCAAGGGGAAACUGUAUUACACUACUACGUUAACAAUGGCACAGCAGCCAUUUGGAGAGGGAGUGUGAAUGACCACACACCAUAGCAAUCAUCUUUUUCUCUAAAAGGCUUGAGUCACUUUUAUUUGAUUCUUAAUGUGGAUUAUGAUUCUGAUUCUGACGACGACGAUAAUGUUAUGAUGACUAUGUUUAUUUAUCAUGAGGUAGUUUCUUUUUUAAUUGAUCAUGAUGGUUACGUUCAGGUAAAUAUUCUACACCGAUAAGGCAGAUGAUGAUCAGUGCUGUCACCCUAAGGCUUUUUAAACCAGAUGCUGCUUUUAUUAUUAUUAUUAUUAUUAUUAUUAUUAUUUAUUAUUAUUAUUAUUAUUAUUAUUAUUAUACGAUCACUGAUGGUUUUAAUCUAUAUCUGCCUGCUGGGAUGGGAGACCAGGGCCAUUCGGGGGCAUACACAGUGGAAUGUAUGGACUGUGCUGUUAGCAGAUCUGAAGUGUGAAUAAAAGCCAAGUGAAUGA